AUGCUGAUCAUCCACCAAACCGGCGCCGUGAAGGUCGGUGAGGUUGUAAGAUAUACCGUGACCUACACUCCCAGCCUCGACCGCAUCCUCCCUCCUCCGACUCACCUCCAUGUCAAGAUCAAGAACACAGUCGCCGCACCACUCCGCGCGGCAUACCUGCAUGGCCCGUACACUCUAUACGUUGCAUGCUACCCAUCGACAUUCAACCCAUUCCGAAAACACGAGACUGUGCAUACCGAGGGAGCGCCAGACUUUGAACCACAACUGAAAGCGGGAGGACAUUGGACUGCUAAGCUCACGGUGCCAGAGGAAGUAAGGGAGGAUGCCCAAAGAUACAGCACCGACAACAGGCUCAAGGGUGGGGGCGAGAGGAAGUCCUUCACGUGGAUAAUAGAGGUCGCUUCGCAGAUUAUAUUCUCCAAGACAGCCAGCGUCGAGUAUGAGCUUCUGGUGGGACGAGAUGAGAAGUCUGUGGAUUUGGGAUUUCACGGUGUCAUUGGAUCUGGUCAGGGCGCUCCGGGCAAGCUCGAAGAUCACCAGAGGGGCCGUUCAAAAUCUACACCAGCGCAUCACAAGGGCGUCUUCUCCAAGGCAAUCAGGCUGGCCGUGGAUGAUACCGAAAGUCUUUGGAACACCCCUCCAUUUCCAGAAUGGGAGACAGACGACCAGGGUCAGUCGCAAGUGGCCAUAGAGCAGGGCCCGCAGCACGGUGACAAGCGAGACGCGGCCGCGAAACCGGAGAAGAAGCAGAGGACCCAGAAGAAGAUCCACUUGGUUCUGCUAACGCAUGGUAUUCACAGUAACGUCGGUGCGGAUAUGCUUUUCAUGAAAGAGAGCAUUGACAGUGCAGCGAGGCAGGCCAAAGAAGACGCUAAAAAACGACGAGAAGAGUUGAGGGCAAGACGCAUGGCAAGGGAGAAUGACUUCGGCCGAACAGCAGUUGACCAAAGGGCGAAGUCGGUGCCGGAUGCAGCUAUUCUAGGUGACACUGUUGGAAACGACCCGGGUCCGAGCACGUCGACAGAGGAUGAAAAAGAAGAGGAAGCCGAAGAGGAAGAUGAGGAAGAGGUUUACGUACGAGGUUUUACCGGCAACACGGUCAAGACCGAGAAGGGGAUCCAAUACCUGGGCAAGCGUUUCGCGAAAUACGUCCUCUCUAUCACCUACCCGGAUCAGCCAUACCUGCCCGUCAAAUCCUCCAUGAACAAAUCUCUGUCGAAAUCGCUAUCCGCGCCCAUGUCGAAGACGCCUGGUCCGCAAGACCAGGGUAGUACCCAGCCAGCACACAAGAACAGUAGCAUCAUCAAGGACGAAAACCACCGGUCCCACAAUCUCCCUUACCGCAUCACAUCCAUCAGCUUCAUCGCGCACUCCUUGGGUGGCCUGAUCCAAACAUACGCAAUAGCCUACAUUCAGAAGCACUCACCCGAGUUCUUCGACCUCAUCAAGCCAAUCAAUUUCGUCGCUUUGGCUUCUCCUUUCUUGGGGUUGAGCAAUGAGAAUCCCGUCUACGUAAAGUUCGCUCUAGAUUUUGGACUUGUAGGACGGACUGGUCAAGACCUCGGUCUCACGUGGCGAGCGCCAACGCUAGCAAAAAGCGGUUGGGGAGCCGUGGUCGCUAAUUUCACAAAUGAAGCCAACAAGAAAUCACCAGACGAGUCCGACCCUGCUGCGAAGCCUUUGCUCAGGAUCCUCCCCACUGGACCGGCGCAUGUGGCGCUGAAGAAGUUUCGCAACCGCACCGUGUAUUCCAAUGUGGUCAACGACGGCAUUGUGCCAUUGAGAACUUCCUGUCUGCUUUUCUUGGACUGGCGGGGCCUUGGUCGUGUCGAGAAAGCGAGACGAGAGAGCGGCCUCGUUGGCACGAUGGUCGGGUGGGGUUGGGCGGAAAUGCUGGGCCACAAUGCCAGCGAGACGAGAAAGACCUUAACGUGGCAAAAUCUGUUUAGCGAUAGUGGCGACGACAUGGGCAAGGCCGGAAAGUCGUCUUCAGACCCUGAAUCAAAGGUGCCCCAAGCGGAGACAAGUGAAGGCUUCGAUCACGAUCAGCGAGCGUCGGAACCCGAAGACAACCAGUUCUUGGAGAGGAACGAAAGCCCUGUCGCGGGACGCACAGAUGUUCGAUCUGGUGCAGGUGCCACGUCGGCACCGAAUCUAUGGACGGAAGUUUUGAAUUUCUUCAAGCCACAUGCAGGAAGGCAAAAGACACCUCCAGGCAGCCCCUCUCGGAGUCCCAAGAGGACACAGAAGAUUUACAAGAGAGGUCAAACAAUGUCUUAUCAGCAAGGAGAAUCUGAAUCCGAAGAGCCUCCAAGAGAAAAAUCUCAAGAUGGGGGAACGAGCAGUGCUGCUGGCAAAGCCCCUGUCCGAGGAGCAUCGCUAUUCAGCAAUGGUUCUACAGACGAUGGCAACGCGAACGUUGAAGCACCUCCCAGGACAACGUUUUUUGAGUCAGCAGGAGAUCUCCUGAACCCACCACUGCCGCCCAAGGACUUCAUACUUGACCCUGCUGCCCGGCCGAGGACAAUAUUUCACGAUCGAGUCUACCAUCCUGGAGACAUCCCACCACCGCCAGCUAAACCCCCGCGGACAUUCGGGAUUAGACGUUCCGCGUCCAAUCUUGCAGCUCAAGCAUCUUCGUCGUCACAGCUCUCACCAGGCCCGGCAUCUCCUUCAGUCCCUCGUCCUGCGUCAGCCAAUCACUCUGGACCACCUUCGCAGUCGAAACCAGACCACAUUCAACCUCAAACCCACGAUGUGGGUAAUAUGAAGAUCGAGGAGAAGAUCGCUCGAGCUUACCACAAGGAUCUGUCAUGGCGAAAGGUCCUGGUGCGGCUGGAACCUGACGCGCACAAUAACCUGGUCGUGCGGCGCAUGUUUGCUAAUGCCUACGGCUGGCCUGUCGUCCGGCACCUGUGCGACACUCAUUUUGCCUAUACAGCAGCCGCGAAAACGAGGGACGAGGAUGAGGAGAACGUUGAAAGGGCGAUUGCACAGGAGGAGCCGCUCACUCGUGGCGAGCAAAGAGGUGAAAGUGUUCGCGGGCAAAGGGAGCUGCCCGACGAGAAGGAAGAAGGGAAUGCCAUCAGCAGCAAGAGGACGAAAACCACUGAUAAUAUUGGGGUCGAAGAGGCCAGUCCUGAAGAAGUCGAAGCUCUGCAGACCGACUUCCAGAAGCUGAGCACGACAUGGAAAAAGCAUGAUAGUCCAACGGCGGCUACAGCAGGGCGGACGAAGCGUACCGACUCUGAGGCUCGUGAGGCAAGAGACGAUGUCUCGGAGCUUGUUUCCCGAGUUAGUGCUACGGGCGAGAGCUAUCACAGCAUGAACUCUGGUAGGGCGGCACUGUCAAGACUCGCAAGGCAAGACAGUGCACGGUGGAGCGACCGCUUCUUCGAGGGCGGCGAUGACGGCGAGGAGGACGAGGACGAGGACGGGCUGUUGCAGGAGAUACGGAAAGCGAGGUACAGAGGUGAACUCAAUCGAAAGUUCAACAUCGACUUUGAUGUCGAGUCGGGCCCCAGUGACUCGGAGACUGGAAGGACGCCAGCAGAGAAGAUUUCCAACGGUCCACUCACAGUGAGUCCGGCCAGUACUAAGCUGAGCAGAACCAAGGGCAAAGGCAACGGGAAAGGAAAAGAGUCCGAACACAUGAUUACUACACCAGAUAUGCCUCUGUCGGCAGAACCUGCUGAGCUGGAGCCGCUUUCGCACUCCUCCGCAGGGACGAAUACGCCCAGACACAACACAGCGAGCGAUGUUGAAGAAGGCCCAGAGCUGGAGCCGGGAUCUAUCACUUCACCGAGCACGGCGGCUGCUUUGGGUCUGUCCCUCAAUGAGAAGAUUGACGAAACCCGGAAACCACAGACGACGUCUGGGGGUACGGAAAAUGCGGGAGGUGUUGCGGAACAGGUGGCUCUGGCUACGACAAGGAGUCGAGACAGCCAGGAGGACAAUUCGUGA
Cladophialophora yegresii CBS 114405 is the source of this 3963-nucleotide messenger RNA. RefSeq lists its product as uncharacterized. Gene Ontology annotation, molecular function: monoacylglycerol lipase activity. The transcript has 2 exons. Bases 1 to 3963 code for a protein of 1320 amino acids. The record is from RefSeq and is a predicted model, not a curated record. Lineage: Eukaryota; Fungi; Ascomycota; Eurotiomycetes; Chaetothyriales; Herpotrichiellaceae.